Molecule: messenger RNA, 3166 nt
Organism: Acipenser ruthenus (sterlet)
Lineage: Eukaryota; Metazoa; Chordata; Actinopteri; Acipenseriformes; Acipenseridae
Product: leucine-rich repeat-containing protein 1-like
Exons: 14
Coding region: 516-2090 (524 amino acids)
Biological process (GO): neurotransmitter receptor transport postsynaptic membrane to endosome; neurotransmitter receptor transport, endosome to postsynaptic membrane
Cellular component (GO): postsynaptic membrane; postsynaptic density; adherens junction
Molecular function (GO): protein binding
Source: RefSeq, a predicted model, not a curated record
ACAUCUAGUCUAGUAUUUCCAAUUCCCACGAGAGGUACGUUGGAGAGAAAAAUAAAGGGAGGAGCAAGCACCCGGGAUAAUGACGUCACAUUGGAAUGAGGGAGUGAGUGAGUGUUCCGGGUCAGAAACUGGAAUGAGAGGAAAUUAACCCAAGGAAAAAAAUAAAAAAAAUAGUGAAUCAAAACCAACACAGAGAUGUGACCCUUAGAGUGGAUAUACUAUUUACAUUACAAAGGGAAAGCGCCGGGAUAGCGACCGAGAGAAAGAGCUGGGGUUUCAUUCGCCGUUAGUACUCUGUUUACUGCCUGUAAGUAGUUAUUCCCCUACGACGAGGUUUUAUUUUUGUGCUGCUUCUGCUGAACUUGUUGAACUGAAGCCACUACUCGAGGAGAAUCGGUGAAGUAAACUUCAGCGCUCCGUUCGGGUUGAAUGGUUUCUCAACUGGAACUGGAAGCAUUUGAAUUUUUGUUCUUUCAUUCGGGCUUUUCCUGUUUGGAAUUUGGAUCUUCCCCGUGAUGUUCCAUUGCAUUCCCCUGUGGCGGUGCAACCGUCACGUCGAAUCGAUCGAUAAGAGGCAUUGUUCGCUGCUGUCUGUACCCGAUGAAAUCUACCGAUACAGCCGCAGCUUGGAAGAGCUAUUGCUGGACGCAAAUCAGCUGCGGGACCUGCCCAAGCCAUUUUUCCAACUAAUAAAGUUACGCAAACUUGGACUAAGUGACAAUGAAAUCCAGCGACUCCCUCCAGAAAUAGCCAACUUUAUGCAGCUAGUUGAACUUGAUGUAUCUAGGAAUGAUAUUAUGGAUAUUCCAGAAAGCAUUUCAUACUGUAAAGCUCUUCAAGUAGCAGAUUUUAGCGGUAACCCCAUAACAAGGUUGCCUGAAAGUUUCCCAGAAUUACGGAAUUUAACAUGUCUCUCCAUCAAUGACAUUUCAUUGCAGACUCUUCCAGAAAACAUUGGAAACCUUCAUAAUUUAAUCUCCCUGGAAUUAAGGGAGAACCUGCUGACGCAUUUACCAGUGUCACUGGCCCAACUUCACAAACUAGAAGAACUUGAUCUAGGAAACAAUGAGCUUUACCACUUGCCAGAAACAAUUGGAUCACUUUUAAACCUGAAGGAUCUCUGGCUGGAUGGAAACCAAUUAGCAGAUUUGCCUAUGGAGAUUGGAAGUAUGAAGAACCUGCUGUGUUUGGAUGUGUCUGAGAAUAAACUGGAAAGGUUACCCGAACAGAUCAGUGGGCUCUGCUCCCUGACUGACCUUUUUGUAUCCCAGAAUCUAUUAGAGGUUUUACCAGAUGGUAUUGGAAAAGUAAAACAGCUCUCAAUCCUGAAGGCUGAUCAGAACCGGCUAACACACUUGCCUGAAAGUAUUGGAGAGUGUGUGAACCUCACUGAGCUUGUACUCACUGAAAACCAGCUGCUUAGUUUGCCGAGAAGUAUCGGGAAACUUUGGAAAAUGUCAAAUUUCAAUUGUGACCGAAAUAGAUUAAUGACUUUACCAAAAGAGAUUGGUGGCUGCUCUAGUCUUAAUGUCUUCUGUGUACGAGAAAACCGCUUAACUCGAAUUCCUGCUGAGAUUUCCCAGGCCACUGAAUUGCAUGUACUUGAUGUUGCUGGGAACAGGUUGACGUAUUUGCCAAUGUCCCUUACAACUCUGAAACUGAAGGCUCUUUGGCUGUCUGAAAACCAAUCCCAGCCGCUGCUUACGUUCCAGACGGACGUGGAUACUGAAACAGGGGAAAAGGUUCUGACCUGUGUGUUGCUUCCUCAGGUGCCUUCUGAACCAGACAGCCAAGAUAACUUGGCUCGCUAUGGCGCAUUUGAAAGCUUGGUUCACGAGACGUCGGAUGAGGCGUGGAACGAUCGGGCAGUGAACAGGAUCAGUGCCAUUCGCUUCCAGGAGGAUGAGAAGGAUGACGAGGAUGAUGAAGAGGGAACCCUUUUGAGGAGAGCCACGCCGCACCCUGGGGAGCUGAAGACCAUGAAGAAGACCAUGGAGAAUUUACGGAAUGAUAUGAAGGCAGCUAAAGGGCUGGAUUCCAACAAAAACGAGGUCAAUAAUGCUAGUGACAGAGUGACCACUUCUGUGUAAAGCUUUACCUCCGAAACAUUUACCUCCUGUGUCUCCCCUGACUGUUAUCACCUUCACCUGGGAUCCUGCCCUGACCUUUCUUCUCCAGUACCUAAUUUCAUCUCCUAAUAAUAAGAUGGUAUCUGGCGCUGCUAGCUGGGAGAAUGUGCCUUGUUUUCAACCAGUCUUUGCAGCAUUACUCUGCACAAAUAUUUUGGAGCAUUUUAAACAGUGCUUUUUAUCUAUUUGUAAAAGAAGAAAAAAUAGGUAGAUGUUACUGUAUACGAUUUGAAUAUCAUAGCUACAUAUAGUUAUGAUGAUUAUUUUUAUUUUAUUUUUUACACGGUGAAUAUGAUUAUUUGGGAUAUAUUAUGCCCAGGUAUUUUUGGACCUACUGAUAAAUUGUAUAGUUUGAUGUGAAAAAUGAUUUUUUUUAUACAUUUUUGGCAGCUCAGAUGGUGUAAAUCUUUAUUUUGUAUAGAAAGUUUAAUAGAUGACGAUUUUUAAAUCUUUAUCUUGAAACGUGGUACGUGUUUAUUGUAAUUUUGUAGAAAAAAGCCUAGGUUUCCUUUGACUAAUAAUUGUCUUGACUUUUUUUUUGCAUAAUGGUCUUUCACAUGCCACUGCUUGGUGAGGUCAGGAAGUUUUAGUCUCUAGCAUAACAUCUGCAUUUUUAAACCCAGCAUGGACACUGACAAUUAAAACUGCAUUAUGGACUAACCAUUUUUAACUUUUUAUUCUGACCAUUUAAACAAAAAAAAAAACUGAUUAUUGAAUAAUAAAAAAUGCAGUUGCCAUAGAAAUGUAAUAAAUGCCUGCACUUCAUUGAUCUCUUUAAAAAUCAUGCAUUUUCAAAACUGAUAUGCCAAAAUAAUGUUUGUAUGGUACACUACGUUUUAUUUUAUUUUACUGCUUUUAAAUGUAUGCAAAAGAGAAAGCCAUAGAAACUGUGGUUCAAAUGUUGAUUUUAUAAUGUACAAUGAUCACAAAACUGCACACAAUUCCUAUUAUCUCAAAUAGGGAAAGGCUUUGUGCCUUUUUUUUUGCUGAUUAUAUAACCACUGAUACAAUACAAUAAAAUCAAAUGAAAACCAUAA